Messenger RNA from Gasterosteus aculeatus aculeatus (three-spined stickleback), 3677 nucleotides. The record is from RefSeq and is a predicted model, not a curated record. Lineage: Eukaryota; Metazoa; Chordata; Actinopteri; Perciformes; Gasterosteidae.
AGUGGCAGAAUAACCUGUUCUACAGAGCCUCUGCAGCAGAACACGCUGUCUCUGACGGUAUAACAAUGUACCGAGCAAAAUUGUGACAUCACAUGGCGCGUCUUCCACCUCACAGUCCACUUCUUUCAGUCCGCUACACGUGGGAAUGCCCGAUCCCAGACGGCGAGGCGACCGUCUCUCUACGUGGCAGUGCAGUACAUCUGCGUAUGAUCACGAUGCCCGAGAGGAGCAUCUCCUGCUUCACGAAUUAGGCGUCACGCGCGUUCCGUAACCUCUGACGCACAGAGUGAAUGAAACUGUGCAAUGUGAGAUGAUGCGUCUGUGUCUUUCUUUUUGCUCUCACUUGGAACAAAGUGAACUAUACAGCUGCUUGUGAAAUGUCCACACUCUUCUGCAUUUUUCGGACAUUACCCCCAGGCUUGUGACAGCUGAAGCCUCUGUGACGAUGUCACGCGUGGGACGAUGCACUUGUCUUACUGACUUGUCACAGGAGAAAAGCACGGGUGGAACUAAUGAGGGCUCCGCGGUAAUUAAUAUCCAUCUGUCAUCGCUGGGCUUGACAGCUAAGGAGAAAUAAUGGGGAGGAAAAAAAACUAUUUUGCUGUUUGUCAAGUUGUUCGUGUCAGUGAGCAGCUUACCGUCUCACGAUUAAAGAUUAAAUAUAUGCAGCAAAACUAAUGAUUGGAACCAAUGAUUGGAAAUCAUCACAAUACGACCAACAGCACGGUGAGAUUUAAAAUAGGCUUUUUGCUUUAUUACCAAGAAUGAAAUGAGAAGCUUGACAUUAAGCAUAAAGAAGCAUGGGCACGACGUAAAGCUUUAGAGGAGUAGCAGGCGUGGUGGCAGACUCUGACUGGCCGAGAAGGGUUAGAAAAAAAAACUUUAAAACCUUAAGAAAUUAUUCUUAAUCCCAUUGACCAUCCAAGGGGGACUGCAGAGUAUCUUUUAAAAAAGACAAACACCCCACAUCUGGUCUUAGAGUUAAGCUUAAGUUUAAUGACCUUAAGGUACAAACAUAAACAUGGCUUUGAUCUUCUCAUGUUCUGCAAUAAAUAUUCCUCUAAAAUUAAAAGGAAGCCACAAAAUGCUUUUUUCUUUCACCAAAGAAAAGCCAUCCGGAAAUUAUUUACAUUCAGUUCCAAAUUGAUAAAAAUGAAGUAUACAUAAUAUCCUUCAGAAUUAGGUGGAUUUACUAUUUAUGAGGCAAUGUAUUUAAAUUGAAUUAACACGCACAGAAAGGCGUUGGUAGUUCCUGUUACGGUCUUGUUACGGUUUUAAUCUCAUUAACAGUCACAAACCUGCUGCAACACUUUACUCGCUGCCUCCUCUGAGAUGUCAAGGUUGUGUCGACGUCAGCCGCGUUUGUCAUAGUUAACAAAGUGCGUGUGAAAGAUGUGUGUCCGUACUCCAGGAACCAACUGCAAAGCUUUAAUGCUCACGAGUCCAUGUAAACCGCCGACUUUCAGCAAACGAGCUUAAUACUACUAACCUGAAACCCAGUUUGCAUCAGUACGUUACGCUUUCAUCCUGCUUCCUUUCAUGCUGGAGCAGAUGACGUGUCUUCACCCAGAGAGAGCUGCCGUCCCCCCGAGGCUAAAUGUGACUAGAAUAGAAAUAUUACACACCAGAGCUCCACUUAGUGAAGGAUUUAAGGGCCCCAGGAGGAGUCGGGGAGUGGAUGUCAGCGGGGGGUAUCACCCUGAUUAUGUGCGUCCUGGCCCCCACGUCGCGUGGCUCAGUUAUCCACGGCCGUAGCCAAAUCUUGUCUACCUCCAAGAAGGUCAACCAUUCUUUCAUCUCAGGGUAAAUUAAAUCUGGUGUGUGUGUGUGUGUGUGUAUGUGUGUGUGUGUUGCAGUUAAAUGUUUGAUAUAUGCACAGAACGAAAGUCUGAUGCCAGAUUGAUAGAAAAGUGUUACAGGGCCAUUUGGAGUGAGUCCAUACAUCACUGUAAAUGAAUAUUUCAGCAAAGACUUUCAACUUGGACAUGAUUUGCUUUGUUUUCAUUGACUUUUCUUGAAGAAAUAUCCAUUUCGUUCAAAGAGAUGCAGCGAACAGGAUACUCGGGGAGCGGUGUUGAGAUUGAAACACAGCGUUGCGUUUGAUAUCCUUGUUCUCACUGUGCGGUAUAUGAUUAUUUGAAAGCUGAAUUAUUCUUCAGUCCACUUGAGACAACUAUCACCAGCAAUACAUGUUUUCUUAGGAUCUUUAAUGCUUCUGCCAAGCUAGAAGAAAAUGAAUCUUGCCCGACCCAACUUGGUAUUACAACUUGAAAGACGGUUUUCAUGACCCUUUUCUGUAAUUGCUAUUAUUAUUAUUUUUUCCUGUGAACGUAAUGCAAUGGAUUGCAGGAUAGAUCUGCGCCCCUGUAUCUCUCUCAAGCAGGCCACCGCAGCGUAGACAGGACUGCAAAGUGUGUGCUGGAGGAGGAGGAGGGAGCUUAUUUACUGUGCUGACCCACCAGCCGGGGUUUCUGCAGUUAAUCAGUUUGUGUGGAAACGAGAGAGAGUGAGAGGCACAUGACCUGCGCCAACCACGAACACUGGGUAAUAUGACUGUGAGGCGCUGCUCCAUCAAUUUGAGAAUGCAUCUGUUUAUUCAAUCUAAAACGCAUAUUCACAUGCAGUUGUUGUUCUGCGGUGCCAAAUUUGAUAUUGGAUCAUUGUCUGUUAGUAUUAAUCACUGUAACCACGUUGCAUAUGUGCCACUCUCUCUUUUCCUUCUCUGUCUGUCUCUCCCUUAGAGGACGACGUGGUGUCCAUGGCGGACUCCACCAUCACCACGGACGACAUCGAAGGGGAGCUUUUUAAGAUUGACCGGAUCAGGGACGUCCUGGUCAGGAGGGAGUCAGAGCUCAGAUACAUGAUGGAUGACAUUCAGCUGUGCAAGGAGAUUACACGUCUGAAGAAGGAGCUGCAGAAAUUGGUAUCCAUCCCAGAUAAUGACAAGUCCAACGAGGACCGUCAGAAGGAAGAAGAAUUGCUGCAGCAGAUCCACAAGCUGGUGGAGACCAGAGAUUUCCUGGUGGACGACGUGGAGUUCGAGCGACUCAGGGAGAAAGAAGAAGACAAAGAAAUGGCAGAUUUUCUGAAAUCCAAAUUCCCAAGAACUAUGAGGAAGAAAGGUGCACCAACCAGACGGGUGCCAUCCAGGUCUCAGCAGGCCUCCUCUCCCUUCGCCAAGACGGGCCUCACCCUACUGAAGGAGUGCUGCGGCUUCACUUGCUCCAUCAUGUAGACCGGGGGCCCCCGCUGCAGGCGCUGACACAGGGGCCCACAACCUAGAAAUAUCUUUGAGUUUCAGCCCGACAAAGACUUUGGAGCAUGGCUGGAGCAGUGCGGUAGCAUUUUGACAGAGGGAGAGGGGGAGAAACGGAUGUCGCAAACAUCACGUGCUGAUUAUCGGAUCUGUUUGUCUCUUUCAUUGGAUUUCAUCACCCAGCUCUCAUCUCAAGGCUGUUUUGUUUUUUUUACUCAUCACGGCCUUCAAAAAGAAACUACCCAACCCAUUAUGUCUAUUUCAUAUGUUUUUGCAGAAAGUACGUCGGAGGUCAGGGAUGUACUGUGUGCACACUAAUUUAAAUCAACUAUGACAACAUUGAGAUUUAUAUUUAAGACAAUACUGAACUAUGAUAACUGUACUGUGUGAAUGAAAAAUAAAAUAAAAAGUAGAUGUUCCA